GUGCCAGUGUCAGCUUACCUUGGUCCGCGUGUGACCCGGUGUCUGGCUUUGGUUUCUGCUGCUUUGUCUCUGGUUCGUUAUUGUGUUUCCCUCUUUGCAGGUUCUCCAUCUUACCUCACGACUGGAUCAGCCACGCGCGGACUUGACGAAGCUGUCCGAGAACCGAGUGAUUCCCAUACUUCACCGGCCGACCGAACGACAGCUAGCUGCGUACAAACGGGCGCUCUCCACGCAAUCGCCACGACACUACGGAUGUUAAGGGAUCCUUCGAGCAGAAUCCGAAACUUGAGCGGCGGCGCGACUCCCAUCCGGGAACGACGAUAAUCUGUUGGCUCUCGAUCUUUUCUGUCGGCUAUCACUUAUAAAUCGAGUACGCACCACAUCGUCUUGGCAUCGUUCGGUCGUCGAAAAAUGAAUUGAACGGGUGCUGCUGCAAAGAGGUCUUAUUUGUGAUCUUGGCAUGUUAUCCUUCUUUUCACCUACGGAUUACAUCGCUCUCAUCCCACAAUUCUCAUCUCACCAGAACGCAUUUGAGUACCUAUCUGGCUGGGGUGUUUAAGGAUCAACAAUUUGUUUUUUCGUUGGUUUUUCUAUUUGUUUUUUUCGUUAACGUGAGGAAUCUCUUCUCUUUGCUGCCCGAAGCCACUCUCCUCUUACCACCCUGCCUUCUGCAUCAUGCUGAUGAGUGACUGCGUUUUAGUCCCGUCAUCCGAGAUCCCAUUCAUUCAUCUGAAGGGCAAUACAUUGAGAGAAGGAAGACGACCCAUUCCUGGAUACACAAGCUGCGGCAGAAAGAAGACAUUCAACGGGCAGAUCAAAACAAAACGCAACAGACGCAAAAGAGGAGAGGGGAUACCGGUAGACGAGGAGGGAAAAAGAACAAAAGGAGGGAAAACUCGGCCGCAUCCGCCCACCUCAGCGGGCGCAACAGACGCACCACAACCGCUCAAGACACCCUAAAAGGAACCGUCAUUUAGGGAACGACACGCCACAGGAGCAGCGCCAUUGGCCCUCCCCGGAACCUUCUACCCCAAAUCGGCUGGGUUCCCCCGCUGCCCGCACCUCCUCACCUCAGUGCUCACCAACUCACUCUCACUCUCACUCUCACACUCACACUCACUCUCACCCUCACAUUCGCCCACCCCAACGCUUACACUCACCCCUUCACCUUCCUUACCGGGCUGCAACGAAUCCUUACCUUGCCUUCCCUUCACUUUCCUGCGCGGUACCGUACGGAGUAUUCACGUUGGUUACCUUACCUUAGCUUAUCGGAGUGAGCCCCCCUUACUGCUCAUUUCGACUACGUACCGGGGCCCCCAAAGGUACCUUACCUUACCUUACCUUAUCUGCCCAGCACCUUGCCCAAUUAGGGCAAUCUGUAUUUGAGGUACACUGUACCAAGUACAUCCCGUACCUUCCCUACCUUUAAGGUACCUUACUCUGCAGCAGUGCACCCUAGGGCCUAAGGAACGGUAAGGCAAGCACCUGCCAGGUUCUUUUAGGGGACUUUUGAGUCGCCUUAUCUUAUCUCGACUCUGGGAGGUGGGCUGCCAUUCAGUCACGUCUGUUUGUCUGUCUGUCUGUCUGUCUCCGUCUCCGCCUACGCCUCCUUCUCCUUCUCUCUCUCUUCCUCUCCCAAUUUCAAUACUUCCUCUCACCCUACGAACGUCCUUUGUGCAGCCAUUCUCACGUCUUGGACAUCGACAUCUGCGGCAGCUGCAGUCGCUACGGCGUUCUUCCCACCCCAAGCACAUCCCGGGAUACCUGUAAUUCGUCCAGACCGGGACUGGCCCAUCCACAGCGCGUGAGCGGCUCCUCGUGAGCAAGGCCUCUUUCCCGGCAGAUUCACCCGCCGACAUGUCCGGCCGAAGCGCCUAUGUGCGCAAGAAGAUCACUCAGGCCGAGAAGGAAAAGGCGAGGGCAAGAUCAAAUACCGGCGGCAUAAUAGGAGAGUAUGAAGACCUCACCAUUCCCGAGUUUCCGCUUCCCCAGACCGGCGCUUCUUUACCCGUUGGCACCGGCAUCGGGACCACAAAUGCACGCUUCCUCAAGUUCUCAGAGCCUCCCCGCGACAUCAAGCCAGGAACACCAAGCAUAGGCAGUGGCAGUGGAAGCAGUGAGGGCGGCCGUCGUGACGGGAGCUCCGGCCCCCUCGAUGACUUCGCCUAUGCCCGCGCCCGGAGACCCACCAUCAAGACGGAAGACGUCUCGGGCAUCGAAAAGUCGGGUUUGCGAAGCAGGCUGGACAAGAAGAGCGAAGAUGUACGGAGAGGUCUGGCCAAGACUUUCACCUUUAAGCGCAAAGACAAGGAGCCCGACUUCCGUCCCGAAUCCGUUGCCACUGUACGCCCGGGUCAACAUCAGAACCCAACCCCAAUGUCGCCCACCGAGCUCGACUACACCUACGAACAGUUCAACAUGGAUACGAUGCAGCAGAUGCACAUGCAGCGGCAGAUGCACAUGCAACAUCAACAGCAGCAGCAGCAUCAACAACACCACAUGCAGCACAUGAACCAACAAAUGCGACAUCAGGAUAUGGAUCUGCCUACAUCGCCACCCCCAGCAUCGAAGUUGCCUCCUGUCCCGACCACGCCGCCCAUCAAGCGAUGGAUCGGCGCCGGAAGACCUGUUCAGAGAUGGAAUAAGCUGCGCAAAGACCCCGAAUUGUGGGAUCCGAAUGGAGAUGUUCUCGUCUUCUUCGGGCACAAGGGCCAAGCCCCGCGGCCGAACCCAUCCUUUAGGCUCUCCUCACAUAUAAUCGAAGCGACCGAAUCGAGGUAUCUCAUCACGUUGCUUCGGGAGGGUACAACCGAGGAGGACAUCUACAUGCCGCCAUCUCCACAGGGCGCACCACCCAUGCUUCGGCCACACAUGCGCGGUGGGCAACCGACACCGCCCAUCUCGGAGGAUCUCGGCGAAGCUGAUGGACAAAUUUCGUACGAAAUGUACUUCCCAACUCCCGCAAACAUGACCAAGACGGAACAGCUCAGGAGCCAAAUUACAACAAGAAACGUCUUUGCCUUGCUUUACCACGCAUCUCUGGUCGGGUUGAUGCUUCACCAGGCUCUCUCCGACCUCCACAUGCGAUUGGAUGCCUAUAUGCCACCGGACGCGGACAACGUCGGUAUGAUCCUGAAUUAUCUGUCAGCACGGGGAAUCGACGAUGUUCGUAACGACCCGGAAACGGCUGUCAGCUUGCUGGCAUGGUCCGAAGGGUCAGCUGUGCGGUGGGAGGAGGGCUGGCGGGAGAGUUUCCUACACUGCGCCGGCAUGUACAGCCAGCUGGAGACAUGCGCCGACUUCAAAGACCUCACGCCCAUCACCCGCGCGCUCCUGGAGCGAGCAUGCCUGGAGACGCAGCUCCGCGUACAGGCGGCCGAAGAGAGACUCGCAGAGUUCCAGUAUGGCGACAUGUGGCCAGCAGGUGUUGGUGGUCAGGCAAAGGCUGCUGCAGACCGUUUACAAAAGUUCUUCUUGAAUCACUAUCUGCACUCACAGGGAGCGUGGCCGCCGGCGCAGACAACCGGUCUUCCAGACUCCGACGGCGAGGACAUGUGGCUAACAAGGAACGUGGCACAAUCAUUGCAAAAGGACUUUGGGGCGCUGUACGACUACCUUGUCAACCGCGAUAUUGUCUGGGACAUGUCUGAGGCGCGAUCAGGGCGCAAAUGGAUGAUGCAGAGUGAAAAGGACAAGGGAUUUGACGCCGACAUCGACAUUCCCAUCACAGACAUUCUCGUCGAGUUCGAUAACAAGUUGCGGUUUCCACACAUCCCUCACCCAUACCCCAUGGUACCCGAAUCCAUCCCGCCCGCGCCGUCAAAGGAGAGCUCUAUGUUCAAGAAGAAGACUGGCGCAGGUGCCAACAACGGUGGCCGAGCGGGUGCCAUGGAACGACGAGUUCAGUUGGCGUACACCGAGGCCACAAACAUUUAUAUCCUCGGUUCCGAUUUUACACAAUCGGAUCUAAUCGACGCCUUUGUGAAAUUCGAAAAGAGCGACAGCGUCACUGAGGUUGACCCGGCCGUAGCCCGACGGGGACGUUGGGUUCUGAUCUACGGUAUUCUUCAGACGCUGGCGAGCGUGUCAGUGGACGCCCCCAACGUGCGAUACCGCGAGGGGGUGCCGUAUCAUCUGUCUCCGCGCCUCAGAGGCACAAGGGUCCCUCCGUGGAAGGGCUCCAGCACGACAGACGAGGCAUCGCACGAGCUGUCUCACUGUUGGAUGGUACAGCACAGCUGGAACACGCCGAACAACAGCGGCGCCGAGAGUUCGGGCGGAUCAGGCAACACCAGCCCCGUGCAUAAUCUCGCUCGCCCUUUUGCGUAUCCACGCGCCCCGGCUUCGACAACAUCGCGGGGGUCUGGGUAUCAGACGACCGGGACCCGUUCUAUUCACUCGACGGGUUCAGCACCUCACUUCAGCUCAGCGUACAGCGUCGUUAGCGAAAGCGACACCGCCAGCAGCAUCCGUACACCUGCAUCCAGUCGGCCAGGUACAAAUAUGAAGAGAGCGCAGUCGCGAGAUAAUGUCAAGGGACUGGGCGGCGGGCCGGGAAGCAUGCGCAGUGCCACCACCUUUGGCGGCACCGGCGCCGGCGGCGUGGAUCGAGGAGAGGCAAUGGAAUUACCUAUUCGAAGACGUGAUUUUAGCGCCUUUUUGGAUGCCAACGGCUCGCACGGCAGUUAUGCGCGCUCCAGCGGCGCCUCGCAGCACGAGCAGCAAUCGCUUCCCUUGUCGAGCAACAUCACGGGGUCAGGAGGCUUCCUCGCACUCGACGACACGUUGGAUAGGAAGAGCGCGCGGGGUGGGUAUAAUCAGGGUCGAGUGAAGCGCGAGGGGUCUGAGACGGACAGCAUGGCGCCGCGAAUUCGGGACUUUGAUUUGGAUGUGAUUGAUGAUCAUGAGCCGUGAGGUGGACGAGACCUGGCCAGCCAAGCCAUUUUGGUGAUGGAGCUGGCGUGAUGGGACGGAUAAAAUUUUGUAUAUAUUCCUGGGCUAGACCACGUCAUGGCUUGGAGAGGGGAAGCGUUGAAGAGAACUAGAGCGGGACGAGGGCAUGAUGCAGCAAGCGAGAUAUGUCAUCAGGUAGCCAGCUGUAGAUUUUUUGGGUUGGCUUUGAGUUUUCUCUUUUGGGGGGCGGGGGGAUGGACAUAAAAGUUGAAGAUAGGAUAGUUUAGUUCGUACCUUUUGUGUUGAUUGAGUGAUACCCGCUAAUUUUACUUGUAUUAUUUUUGGUCGACUGAGACACGAAUCACUCUCUAAUCAAUA
Molecule: messenger RNA, 5271 nt
Organism: Colletotrichum scovillei
Lineage: Eukaryota; Fungi; Ascomycota; Sordariomycetes; Glomerellales; Glomerellaceae
Exons: 1
Coding region: 1858-4914 (1018 amino acids)
Source: RefSeq, a predicted model, not a curated record